Maniola jurtina (meadow brown) is the source of this 5614-nucleotide messenger RNA. Its product is annotated as Down syndrome cell adhesion molecule-like protein Dscam2. The record is from RefSeq and is a predicted model, not a curated record. The transcript has 34 exons. NCBI's taxonomy places the organism in Eukaryota, Metazoa, Arthropoda, Insecta, Lepidoptera, Nymphalidae. The coding region runs from base 223 to 5502 and encodes 1759 amino acids. Gene Ontology annotation, molecular function: protein binding.
ACAUUUCCACAACCCGCAGUUCAUCCGCGAUCUUCAUGGGGGUUGCACGUAUUUGAAAGCUCCCUGAUUUAGAGGGAAAAGUUUUGCGAUCGGCGGGAAUCGCGUAGAUAAAUAGAAGUCAGAAUGGAGUACUUUUUGGUGUGCGUUUGUUAAAAUAUAUGGCUGAUUGACUGUGACGUGGGUUUUUGAUAAUGACUUGGAAUAGUGUGCAGUGAUUGCGGGAUGAAAGGCCACGAAAUACAAUGGAUCAUCGGCAUCACAUUGGCAGUUGGUCUGGCGGCCAGUUCUGGUGACAAGAGACCACACUUCGUGGUGGAGCCACCGUCGCGGGUGCUAUGGCCGGCCACGCGCGGCGCGUACGCAGCCUGCAGAGCCUCUGGACACCCCACGCCUGAUGUCCACUGGGUCACCGCUGAGGGACAAGUCAUUACUACUAUACCAGGAUUAAGGCAUGUCCUAACCGAUGGUCGUCUGGUGGUCGGCGCACGACGGUCGUUAGUGGACGCCGGGGGAGGUGGCAGUAGCGCUGUUCUGCGAUGCAAGGCGUCCAACCGCGCAGGAGUAACACUAUCCCGACCUAUGUUGUUGCAAUCAGUGGAAGACAGCGUGCUACUGCAUGUGGUGCGCCAGCUCAUUCCGGCGAAGGUGGGCGGCUCUGUGGUGUUGCGGUGUGAGAUAUCCCCGCAGUAUGGCCUGGUUGACGUCACGUGGCUGCAGGAUGGACUGCCUUUGUCGUCUGGGUACAUGGGCGCUGAAACUCGUUGGAUAUCGGGCGCCGGCGGGCUAUUACUUGGGUUGGACCUCACACAGGCGGACAUACAAGCGGAAUAUUCAUGCUUGGCUCUCGACACGCUCAGUACGUCUUUGAAACUAACAACAGAUGAGAGCAGUUGGCUGGAAAAUAUUGAAGUUAAUUCAAUAGAAGCUCGUACAGGGGACACAGUUUUACUUCCGUGUAUACUGAGACAUAUCAAUAAGCAUACUAUAACUUGGCAGCGACAGGAAGCGAAUGGCGUGUGGGUGUCAACAGGAGAGGGCAUAGUGCGAGGAGGCACUCUUGUGUUGCCCAGUGUACGGACGCACCACGCAGUGCGAUAUGCAUGUUCUCAAGGGACGGAAACUUCGCCAAGAGUGAUCGUCAGGCUGGUCGUUUUUGAGCCCUUGACAGUCACUGUUACGCCAAAUCCAUUAAUGUUAGGCACUGGAGGGAGUGGUCAUUUCAAUUGUACAGUACACGGCGGAAGAGGUGGUGGGGUCACAUUAAGCUGGCAACACGAAGGACGCCCUCUACAUUCUCCUCAGCCGAGAUUAGCGUUAGGACCAGUUAGACCACAUCACGUUGGCCUAUAUCAAUGUACAGCUUACGACCAUUCUGAUUCUGCAGUAGCUGGCGCUGAACUGGUUAUAGCUGACAGACCGCCUAGAUUGGUGUCAACUUUCAGUGAAGCUAUAACGAGGAUUGGUCAAACUAUUGCGUUUAGAUGUGCAGCUAACGGUAUCCCUUCACCUCGGAUUAUGUGGACUUUAGAUGAUAGACCGCUUCCAUCAGCACCUGAAAAGUACAGUGUGAAUACAAGAGCUGAAAAGUUAACAGGUGGUGAAGAAGGGACUAUAGUAUCAACGUUAAGUAUAACUAUUAGAAGUGCAGAUGAAGGUGGAAGAUAUGGUUGUAAUGCAACUAAUUCUGGUGGAUCACAUGCACAUCAUGCACGACUGAAUGUUUUUGGUCCACCAAAUAUAAGGUAUUUGCAACCAAUACACGUAAAGACUGAUACUGAUGUUACUUUACAUUGUCCUUACUCAGGAUAUCCUAUAAAAGAAGUAGUUUGGCGACGUGAGGAUGGUGCUCUAGUAGAAUCUCCAAUUCAAACUAGUGAUGAAAGAGGAAUCCUACGAUUGUCUUCAAUAACAAGUUCAAUAGCUGGAACUUACACUUGUGAAGUGAGAGCGGAAAGUGGUGAGCUAGCUAGAAGAACAGUCAGAGUGGAAAUACAUAAACCUCCGAAAAUAAUGCCCUUUCAAUUCCCUGAAGAGUUAGAAGUGGGAGGCAGCACACAAGCAACUUGUAGCUUAGUUUCUGGAGACAAACCAAUUCAAUUUUCUUGGUUAAAGGACAAUUUACCAAUUCCAUCUACUUUAAAGGUGGAACAGAAAAAUAUGGACUUUUUCACCUUAUUGGUCAUUCAAGAUCUGAAUUCGAUGCAUAGCGGAGAGUAUACUUGUAAAGCUACAAAUGAUUUUGGAACUGUUAGUCACAGUGCAUCUUUGAUUGUUAAAGAACCUCCUACCUGGGUAUGGCGGCCACAGAAUACCUCAGUCUCAGCUGGAGCAGCAGUUCUUCUACCAUGUUCAGCUAAAGGACAACCGAUGCCGAGAAUAUCUUGGGAAUUUUCAUCAGAAGGAGAAAAUUGGCGUCACAUUCUAUGGGGUCAGUCAGAUUCCACAGAUGCUAGUGAAGGAUCAAUCUUAUCAGAUGGAACUGUUUGGCUCAGAACAGCUACACCAGAACACGAGGGCUGGUACCGAUGUACUGCGCGUGUUCAACAUUCAUUUCUUCAUCACUCUUUUUAUCUAGACGUAAGAGAACCUCCAAAACUAACAAGAGGAGGUGGUGCUGGUGAAACUAGAUGGGUAGUUCGAGGAUCAACAGCACGUCUCACUUGCACAGUUCGAGGAGAACCAGAAAUUCACAUACACUGGACUCACGAUUCAAGACCAUUAGCUUUGCAUGGUUCAGGUGGCGUUGAAAUGAGAGAUCUGGGAAACGGGGCCAUGACGUCAGAGAUAACUAUAACUCACGCCGGCCCGGAGCAUGCAGGCGACUAUAGGUGUAUGGCCAGAAACCUUUAUGGCACUGACGAGUUAUUGUUCCGGUUGUUUGUUAAGGAACGUCCAAGCACACCAGAAGAAGUACGAAUAUCAGAAGUAUGGUCACGAAAAGCGCGAGUCACUUGGAGAUUGGCACGAGGAGCGUUCGUCUCACACUAUUCACUGCAAUAUCGUCCUCUCACACGAGACCUCACAAACGCUCCGCUCAACGCCCCGCUACCCGCUCUGCUUGACUCUUGGGACUCACCCGAAGUACUCAACAUUACCCUCGCCAAUUCUGAUUUGCUACAUGUCGCGACUGAAGGGCCGAGCCGGGCGGGCGCAUCAGUGGCGGGAUUAUCGCCGGACACCCGCUAUGUGCUCAGACUGGCCGCCUAUAACGACGUCGGCGCCUCCCCUUACACGCCACCUCUGCAUUUCACCACGAGGGAGGAAGCACCCGGAGGAGUGCCCCGCGACAUCACAGUUCGCGCACUCCGAGCUCGAGAACUUCAAGUUACGUGGCAGCCCCCGCCAAGAGAAACGUGGCACGGUACUCUACUAGGCUACACCAUCCGAUGGUGGGAAGCCUCCGAGGAAGGGAAGGGCGCGUCAGAGGCUGGCUCAGAAAGUGGAGCCAGCGCAGACGCUACUAGUACAACACUACGAGGCUUGAAAGCGGCCACGAGAUAUGGAGUCACUGUCAGGACUUACAACGCUGCUGGUACAGGGCCUUUGUCACCGCCUCAUUAUCGUCAUACCUUGGAAUCACCACCAACAGGAGGGCCGGAAAAUCUUUCGUGUACCUCAAGCAGCUCUACAUCGCUGCGCGUGUCAUGGCGACCACCCAACCCUGAUGCAAGGGGAGGACAAAUUACUCACUACACAUUGCAGUAUACAAGGCGAGACUCGGACCCUUUGCAACCGACCCAAGAUGCCCAUUUGAGAGUACAGGGUGAAGAAGCAACAGUAUCCCGUCUGACGUCAUUCGCUGAAUAUGAAAUUAGAGUGCGGGCUCAUAACGCUGCCGGUGACGGUCCUUUGUCCGCGCCUCAAGUUUGCAAAACUGAUGAAGAUGUACCCAGCGCGCCAGGUGGCAUGAAAUUGAUUGCCCUCAGCGAACGGUCAUUGAGAGCGUCCUGGCUACCACCCCUGGAGCCUAAUGGAAGGCUUACCCAUUACUCCCUCUACGUGAAGGACCUGUCUGGAUCGCAAGAGCCAAACAUAACUCGAGUCAAUGCAUGCACGGAUGGCGAAGGGACUGUGGAGUGCAUGAGACCAUUACGAGGACUUCGCGCUGGAAGAACUUAUGAAGCUUGGGUUCGGGCUUCUACUAAUGUUGGGGAAGGACCGCCAUCUGCUGUUGUUGCUUGUCAGACUAGUGCAUUGGCACCAGCUCGUAUCUCUUCGUUCGGUGGCAUAGCUGUUGGAGCGGCCGGAAGCUCAUUGUCUCUACGAUGUGUAGUCGGAGGAGUCCCACCUCCUGCUAAAAGAUGGCUACGAGCAGGAACCCAGCUGCAUCCUAGAUCACUAUUCCAUUUGGAUGGAGACGCUCUACUUAUAAGAAGUUUAGAAUUAUCACAUGCAGACAAUUACACAUGUGUGGCAGAAAAUCCACAUGGUUCAGACUCCGUUACAUGGCGAGUUUAUGUGUUGAGACCACCUACGCCUCCAGGACUAGCGUUAGUUGAAGCGAGAUCCAGGGAAUUAGAGUUGGAGCUUCGACAAGCCCCAAGAGCUCAAGGCCAUGCCUUGCCGAAGGCGUACACCUUGCAUUGGAGGCUUGCUGCUCCAGAGGGUGAAUGGCGAAUACAAUCAGCAAGUCCCGGACCAGUUAUACUAACAGGUCUCCGAUGUGGAUCAGCGUAUAGGGCAUAUGGAUCCGCAGGAGGAGCUCCAGGUGCUGAAAUAUCCAUUCGUACAUCUGGAGGACCUCCCACUGCCCCUCCAGAUACAAGAUGGAUCAGGGCAAAUGCAACUCAUGCAAGAUUCGAUACCAGUAUGUGGUCUGAUGGGGGAUGUGGACCAGUUGCAUUGAAGCUUGAGUGGGGUGGCACUGGAGUGAGUGGUGCAAGGGAUGUUCCCGUUGGUGGUGAAGUUAUUUUAGGAGGGUUAUCACCAGGAACGAGGUAUCGCGUAGCAGCUCGAGCGUCAAACGAGGCUGGUUGGACGAGAGAAGUGUAUGAGUUUAUGACAACCCCUGCUGAGGGCAGUUACGCCGAGGAAGUAGACGCUCCUUUCCCGGCAACUGCGGGGGAACUGGCCUUAUUGCUGGCGUUAUGUGCUGCAUUGUCACUUGCAGCACUUACCAUACUAGCUAUUCUAUUGAGAAGAAAAAGAAGUGACGGAGCGGUGGCUCGCGUGAUCACCAACAAUGACAAGCCCAGCUGCGGGACGUAUCGACCGCCGCCCCACCCCACACCGAAGCUGCCUCCGGACCCACCAGAUGUAUACGAAAUAAGUCCAUACGCAACAUUCGCGGGCGGCGACCAGCUGGGCGUGGGCAGCGGGUCGCGCGCGUACACGUUGCAGCUUCGCGCGCUCGCGAGGCACGAGGACGACGCCGCACCGCCCUCACAUCCGCCGUGUUGCGAUGAAGAAACGUGUGUGGAUGCGUGCGAAGCUCAGCGCCGCAGAAGACGACGAAGGCACUACUGCCCAGAUCAUGGUUGCUCACAAGACUCAGGGAGUUGAGAAAACACUGCCGAAUUGUUUAGUGAAAAUAUCUAGUCAACAUAAUUAGAAAAUUCAGUUAUACAUAUUAAUAUGUAUACACAAAUUUUUACAAUAAUAUUGUCUAUUUAUA